Molecule: messenger RNA, 1008 nt
Organism: Hibiscus syriacus
Lineage: Eukaryota; Viridiplantae; Streptophyta; Magnoliopsida; Malvales; Malvaceae
Exons: 1
Coding region: 1-1008 (335 amino acids)
Source: RefSeq, a predicted model, not a curated record
AUGCAGCAAACAAAGAAUAUGCAUACUGAAUUUGAAGCCCAAGUAGAAGAUACUGCGAGGAAAGAUCUCCCCAAGAGUCCUGAGAAACUCUCUUAUGCUGCCAUGACUGCUAGAGGAUCUAGCCUAAACAAGAACCCACCAGUCAAGAUGCCUGAAGAAGAGAUAUUUUUCCAAGAAGGGGAUGUUACCAUGGACAGUUCUGGAGAUUUUCCUAGAAUAAGCUUUUCAAAGCGAAUCCAUGACCUGAUUGAUCGAAACAUGAAGCAAGUUAUCAUCACGAGACUGCUGGGAAAAAAGAUUGGAUAUAAAGCGCUGAUGAACAGGAUUCAGAUGUUAUGGAUGCCGAUAGGAAAUUUCAAUUUAAUUGAUCUUGAUAAUGAUUACUACUUAGUUAAGUUUGAAAAUAUUGAAGACUAUACUAGAGUUCUCACUGAUGGCCCUUGGAUGAUAUUUGGUAGUUACCUGACUGUUCAACCAUGGUCGAGGAACUUUAACACAUCUGAAAAACACCCCUCACAAGUUAUUGCCUGGCUGCGUUUACCUCGAUUACCGUACAGGUAUUAUAAUUCAGUGUUAAUCAGAACUAUUGCAAAUACGAUUGAAAGAGCCAUCAAAAUUGAUUACAAUACUAAAGUUGGAGAGAGUGGAAAAUUUGUAAGAAUUGCAGUUGUUAUCGAUCUGAACAAUCCUCUUAUUCCAUGUGUGGGAAUUGACGAUUUCAUUCAAAAGAUAGAAUAUGAAGAGAUACAACAAAUCUGUUUCAAUUGUGGAAUAUAUGGGCACGCUAAAGAAGUCUUUCAAUCUAACCAAGAAGAUAAACAUAUCAAUGUUAACAGCAAUAACAAUACUAUGGAAGAACAAUCCAAUGUUGAAAAAAGUAAAGAAAAUCCUUUUGGUCCUUGGAUGUUUGUUCAACCGAGAGGAAGAAACAAUAGGUACCAAAGAACGCAAAACAAACUAAAGAGAUUGAAGGAACAUCAAGACAAGGAUCAAGAUUUUCCCCCUUAA